AUGUCGUCGACUGGCGUAAGUAUAUUAAUUAAGUAGUAUCCAUUUUCUUUUUUAUAAUUUAAGUGUUAUUAAUAAAAUAGUGUAAUAAACUAACUUUGAACAUUCCAUUUUUAGAGACCGGACGAUCAUCGACGAAAAUGGAACAAAGACGAGUACGAAAAAUUGGCCAGAAAAAGGCUAAUGGACGAUUUAGAAGACGACCGUUCAAAAGACUUAUCACCAGUUAAAAGGGAAAUGCUCAAACAACGAGACUACCGAGUAGAUUUGGAUUCCAAACUUGGAAAGAGUGUUGUUAUUACCAAAGCUACUCCUUCUUCGCAAAGUGGAGGGUAAUAAUAUAAACUUGGUCAUAGUUAUUUAGUUUCAUAUUUAAAAAUGUAUACAUUUUCAAUAUGUUUGUUUUUCAGUUAUUACUGUAAUGUUUGUGACUGUGUUGUUAAGGAUUCAAUUAACUUUUUGGAUCAUAUAAAUGGAAAAAAACGUGAGUAUUUAGUAAAACAAACAAUGCAAAUAAACACAGCUAAUCAUUAAUAGAAGAAAAUUUUGAUUCAAUAUCAAAUGUUUCAUAAUACAUAUAGAGGGGGCUAAAAGUAUUUUAGGUAAUAUAUUUUUUUUUUCAAUAGUCUUUGAAAAUUCUUAGAUUAUUUGGAAAAAAUAUACUGUAAUAUAAUAUUUCAUAACAUUUUUUGAAAUGUAAUUUUAUAUAAAAUAAAUUUCUUAAAAAAAAUUUGAAUUAUUUUCAAUUAAGUUCAAUAAAAAGUAUAAAUCAAGGUUUUCAUUUGAGUUUUUGUCUAAAUAUUCAAACAAGUAUAUAUUAAAUUACAAGUUUAAUUGUAUAAUUUAAAAUUUAAAACAUCAACAUUUAACCGUCAAACAAAAUUAUACCUAUUAUAAUGAUAAAGAUAAAUAAGGUUGCUAAUUGUUUUUUGUUUGAAUUCAAUUUUCCCUGUACUUUUAGAUCAAAGAAAUUUAGGUAUGUCUAUGAAAAUAGAAAGAUCAUCAUUAGACCAAGUAAAAAAACGAUUUGAAACAAAUAAAAAAAAAAUGGAAGAAAAGAAAAAAGAUUAUGAUUUGGAACAACGUUUAAGAGAGUUAAAAGAAGAAGUAAUUAAAUAAUAUAAUAUAUUAUCCAUUUUUUUAAUUAUUAUUAUUCAAAUUAUACAUUGCUCUUUUUCAGGAAGAAAAAUUAAAAGAAUACAGAAAAGAAAAGAAAAAGGAUAAAAAAAGAAAACAUGAUGAUUUAGAAGAUGAACCCCAAAAUGAUGAGAUGGCAGCAUUGAUGGGUUUUUCAGGGUUUGGAUCAUCAAAAAAAUAA
Molecule: messenger RNA, 1315 nt
Organism: Cinara cedri
Lineage: Eukaryota; Metazoa; Arthropoda; Insecta; Hemiptera; Aphididae
Source: the annotation of a GenBank genome assembly